UGGCGAGAGAGGGGUCCUUUCCACCCCGCUGCCAGACAAAAGAAGACUGGAAAAGGAUCAAAUCUUAUAAGCACCUCUGAAAGGACAGACGGAACCCUGGAUUGCAAUGCAUUAGUUUUAUUUGGAAGUCUAAAUUGCGCUUUUAUAUGCUUAUUUAUAGGACGUUUCAAGAACAAGGGACACUGGACGUCUUCUUUUAAUAGCCAUUGUCAGUGUGUCAUGUGGAGAACGGGGUCACACUGGAGGGCGAUGACCUGUUUUUCACCUGUCGUUCUUUUCCGGAUGGACCCGUGUACAUCUGAACAGAUUUGCUUGCGAGAAGACUCUCUCUAAACAAUCCUCCUAUUGCGCGCUCAGAUGCUCACCUGGGUGCAAUUUUUGAAACGAUCGCCCGAAUCCGGCGCAAAGAGCUCACUGUCCUGGGUGAUAGUAGCGCUGGAGCGAUGCAAUCCAUCCUGUCCUCGGCUGUCCUGCUAUGCUUCCAGGCCGUUUUACUACUAUACAGCCCAUUACAGGUAUUAGCAGUGGAAAAUGUUAACUUUGGAGUUCACGUGGAGAAUCAGACUGGGGUUCGGGAUGGUCUGAGCCGGAAGCAACACAGAGUUUACCAACUAUACAGCCGGACCAGCGGAAAACAUGUCCAGGUCCUUGGCAAGAAAAUCACUGCCAUGGGAGAGGAUGGAGACAAAUAUGCCCAGCUUGUGGUGGAGGCAGACACCUUUGGGAGUCAAGUGAGAAUACGAGGAAAAGAGUCAAACUACUACCUGUGCAUGAAUCGUAAGGGAAAGCUUGUGGGAAAGAAAGCCAGCAGUGUAAAUGGAGGCUGUGUUUUUGUUGAGAUAAUGCUUGAGAAUAACUACACCGCUUGGAUGUCAGCACGCUACUUGGGCUGGUAUGUAGGCUUCACCAAAAGAGGCGGACCGCGCAAGGGCCCCAACACGUUACCCAACCAGCGAGAUGUGCAUUUCAUGAAACGCUUCCCUCCAGGGGAGCAGCCAGAUCUCCAGCCCUGCAGCUUUACCACAGUCAGCAAGAGGAGGAAAAGAGUCCAACAGACCUCCACGUCUCCACAACCACUCCCAUAAUACAACAUAUGACACUGCAUUUUAACACGCACUGAUGGGAGAAUGACACUUGGAGCUUGUUUGCAAAGACCAUUUCAUUAAAAGGACAGAGAAACAGACACAAUAUCCUUUAAAAUGUGAUUAGGUUAGACGUAGGAUCGACCUCCCAGUAGAAGUCACAGUCACAGUCAAAGGAUGAGGUUGCUUAAACACUGUGUAAUCAUGCAAACAUAACCAAAGACUCCUGGGCAAGUGUCCAGUUACUAAACCCUGACAAGUAUGGGACCAAGCACUUCAGGCCAUAGAAUUCCUCUCUAAUGUCCAGUGCCACAGAUCCACCAUUAAAAUGAGUGACUGAGAAAUUAAGUCAAGUGCUCUUCUUAUGUGAACUUCAACAUGGAUGCAAUCCAUACGCAGCAAAGGAUGGAAGACUGGCAAGUUCAAAUUCAAUACACAUCAACUAAGACCUCUGGACUUGAAUGUUCACAACAAAAAUGGUGAUUUAAGGGAAAGUUCACCCCAAAAUUGUAAUUAUCUUAUCAUUUACUCACCCUCAUGCCAUCCCAGAUGUGUAUGACUCUUUUUUUGUAGAACACAAACAAAGAUUAAGAUAUCUCAGCUCUGUAGGUCCAUACAACGCAAAUUAAUGGUGGACAGACCAUUGUAGUUCCAAAAACCACAUAAAGUAAUCAUAAAAAUACUCCAUAUGACACCAGCAUUCAAAUCCAUAUCUGAAGGAGCAAUAUCUAAAUCUCCAAUUUAACUAAACAGGCACCACAUGUGACUUUCAGAUGAAAAAGUGAAAGUGGAGAUUUAGAGUAAAAAAAGGACUUAAAUGUUGAUGUUUGUCACCCACACCUAUACUAUUACUUAUGAAGAUAUGGAUUAAAAUGUUUUUAUAUGUUUAAGAUAUGUAUUACUUCUGUUUCAUUUAUGUGAGUUUUGAUCACCAUUCACUUGCAUUAUAUGGACCAACGGAGCAGAGAUAUUCUUCUAAAACUCUUUGUUUUUGUUCUACUAAAGAAAGAAUGUCAUACACAUCUGGUAUGACAUGAGUGUGAGUAAAUGAUAAGAGAAUUUUAAUUUUUAGGUUAACUAUCCCUUUAAAAGGACCUGCUACUUUAAGGGAUAGUUCACCCAAAAAUGAAAAUUGUCAACAUUUAAAUGUUCGGCAAGCCACUCUUACCAUUCACUUCCUUUACAAACUUUUGCUGUAAAAUGUAAGUGAAUGGUGUGGAGCAAAAUGAGGGUGAGUAAAUGAUGACAGAAUUUUUUCUUCUUCGGUGAACUGUUCCUUUAUUAUAGGCAUUGGGCCUAAGAGAACCAUGAGAUUAUAUCAAAGAACCAGAAUGUAUUUGUGAAGAGACUCGUAGUGGACAUUACUCAUGUCAGAGAGUUUACUGACGUCGCGGCUCAUGAUUGGUCACUUGCCUAGUCAGUCGAUUUUAAUUCUUUUUCGCAGGAUAACAGUGGAAAAAAACUGUAGACUUGCCAAUGAGCCCGGAUCGGUAUGGAAUGGCACAUUUGGCUCAAUGAUAGAAAAGCACCUUAUGUGUUGGCCUGUAAAGUAUCUACGCCCAUAGAAUUCCGCAGAAAGCUCAGCAGAUUCUGAGAAUUCAAACUCCUGUCAUUCACAAAGUUGUACACAUCCAUUGAAAUUCAAUAUUUUGGCUAAUUUGGUUCUAGUGCUUUCACUAUCAAAUUAGUAUGGAAGCCCAUUUCUGCCAUAUGGGGGAAAAAAAUGUGCUUUGAUAUCAUAUUUAUGAGAUAAAGGUCAUAAUUAUAAGAUUCAAAGUUAUAAUCCUUAGAUAAAAAGUCAUAAUUAUGAGAAACUAAUUCAUAUUUAAGUGAUAAAAAGUCAAUUAUUAGAUUCAAAAUCUAACUUAUGGCAAAAAAGGCAUAAUUAUGAGAUAAGGUCGAAAUUAUGAGAUGGUAAAACAAAAUUAUGGAAUUAUAAAUUGUAUUCAUGACAGUCAAAUAUUUCACAAAUAUUCAAGGAAGUAAAAAUUGUGAGAAUGUCUUAAUUAUGAGAUGAAGUCAUAAUUAUGAGAUACUCAUAUUUAUUUGGUAAUAUCUCAGAGUUAUUACUUAUCAAAUAAUUUGUUUUUUUAAUGUGACGGGAAUGGUCUUCCAUAAUAAUAGAAGCGUAUAAAAUGUAAAAAAAAAGAAAGAUGGAAAAAAUAAUAAUAUUUAAAAUCUGAUCUGCACUGACAUUUGGGGCAAUUUGAUAAGGAAAGCUGGGAAAAGCAUAUCCAGCAAUGGUCACUGCAUGGAUUUAUUUCCACUCUAGAUAGUUACACAUGUACCAGAGUUAUUACAACUGACCCAGGCGCUUCCAGCCCAGCAAGUAAUGCAUUGCAAAAUGUUGCUUUUUGAUUAUAACUGUGUCCCAAACUGCCUAAAAUCUUGAGAGAUGAAAUAUUUUGAUACUAUUCAUGUUAUUAAAAUAUUUAUUUUGUGGAUGUAUCCAUUUCUUUUUUACUGUUCCAUGGCACCAUCACUCAUUCCUUUGAAGGGCGAGAUAUCUUCUAAUAAUUAUAUUUCCCAGCCUUGUUUUAUUGCCGCCUAUUGGACCCAGAAGGAAUGAACUAUAUGAGAUCUUUAUCCUCCACACCAUUCUUGUAUAAACAAAAAAUGCAAACCAUCUAAUAUACAGUAUAACGUUUAUAUUUUAGAACUAAUCAUUGAUCAUUAACAGCUAGUUAAAGGGACAGUUUACCCCAAAACUCACUUUUUUCUUUCCAUACAAUGAAAGUGAAU
Xyrauchen texanus (razorback sucker) is the source of this 3824-nucleotide messenger RNA. RefSeq names its product fibroblast growth factor 18-like. Gene Ontology annotation, biological process: fibroblast growth factor receptor signaling pathway; regulation of cell migration; animal organ morphogenesis. NCBI's taxonomy places the organism in Eukaryota, Metazoa, Chordata, Actinopteri, Cypriniformes, Catostomidae. Gene Ontology annotation, molecular function: type 2 fibroblast growth factor receptor binding; type 1 fibroblast growth factor receptor binding; growth factor activity. Gene Ontology annotation, cellular component: cytoplasm. The transcript has 5 exons. Bases 444 to 1085 code for a protein of 213 amino acids. The record is from RefSeq and is a predicted model, not a curated record.